AUGCCAGCACCAACUCUUCCGGGAACCCAAUUACAAAUGACAUUAGUAGUUGGUCCGUCCGCCGCAUCUGCACUUCUUGCUCUGUGUGCUAUAUCAAUAAUUGGAGGCGGUAUAACGAGAAUGUUUUCGCCGAAAGAGAAAAGUGUAAAUAUUAUGAUAAAUAAUGAAUACAAAGAACUUGAGGAUAUUAGG
Messenger RNA from Dentiscutata erythropus, 192 nucleotides. The record is from the annotation of a GenBank genome assembly. NCBI's taxonomy places the organism in Eukaryota, Fungi, Glomeromycota, Glomeromycetes, Diversisporales, Gigasporaceae.